This is a messenger RNA of Calidris pugnax (ruff), 1402 nucleotides long. RefSeq names its product insulin like growth factor binding protein 1 (gene IGFBP1). Gene Ontology annotation, cellular component: extracellular region. Bases 48 to 617 code for a protein of 189 amino acids. Lineage: Eukaryota; Metazoa; Chordata; Aves; Charadriiformes; Scolopacidae. Gene Ontology annotation, biological process: regulation of insulin-like growth factor receptor signaling pathway. The record is from RefSeq and is a predicted model, not a curated record. Gene Ontology annotation, molecular function: insulin-like growth factor II binding; insulin-like growth factor I binding. The transcript has 4 exons.
CCCGCCGGCCCCAAGGCCUCUCUCCCCGCCGCCCCCUGGCCGGCGACAUGAGGCGCCCGCGGUGCCUGCUGCCGCGCUGCUGGCUGCCCGCCCUGCUGCCCUCCCUGCUGCUGCCGGCGCUCCUGGGCCCCCGCCUCGCCGCCGGGGUGGCCCUGCAGCCCUAUCAUUCUUCUCCAGAGUCUAUCGAACCUGAGGAUAUACCUUUGGAAAGUACUGAAAUGACACACGAUCAGCUGCUGAACUAUCAGUUGAUGUUUCCCAUCGGCCAGGACAAAUCCAUUCCCUGGAAUGCCAUCACUGCAUAUGAAAACAUGAAAGCAAAGAGACUAUCUGAACUCAAGAAAUGGAAAGAGCAGGGACCCUGUCAGAAGGAGCUCUACAGAGCCCUGUAUAAACUGGCGAAGGCUCAGCAGAGAAGCGGGGGGGAGAUUUACAAAUUCUACUUGCCCAACUGCAACAAGAAUGGAUUUUACCACAGCAAACAGUGUGAAACUUCACUGGAUGGAGAGUCUGCUGGAUGCUGGUGUGUCUAUCCAAAAAAUGGAAGAAGAAUUCCUGGAUCUCCGGAAACGAAAGGAGACCCUGAAUGCCAGCAGUAUCUCAACUCACAAGAAUAAAACUAAACACGUUCAUUCACAUCAAGUCUUCUAUGGGGCCUCACCUAGUCAGGAGACAUUUUAGUUGUCAGGAGACAUUUCGAUAAGGUAGUUUUGUGCCCCUCAUUUUCUGCAUAUGAGUAACUCCGUAAAGUAGCUUGUUUACUGCACUGGGAUUACUCAGAUUCUCAAGUGACAGAUAUGAGCAACUGCAAGAUCAAGUCCUACAAUCUUGUAGAUUUUGUUUGUAUAAUAUUAUAGAUACUUUCAUAUGUAAAGCUGUUGAAUUAUUUAUUUCACAGUACAUGUAUUUUUGUCUCUGUGUUGUUACUAAUUUAUAUCCUCAAAUACUUCAUAACUUUAUAUGUAAAUACUUAAUAUUAUUGCUCUUAAAUGUAUGCAUCUUAUAUUGGAGGAAUGUUGCUACUUAAAACUUCAAAUGGCAUAACUCUACUGGGAAAAAUGGCUUGUAAACUUGCAUUUUUGUACUAUGUAUUUAUAGAUGAAAAACUGAAUUUUAAAAAAUAGCUUUCAGUAGAGAACACGCUUAGAAACUUAUUUAAAACCUGUUUUGUUUAUAUAUCAUGUUGCUUUUGCACCUCUAUUUCAAUGUCAAGCUGUUUCUUAAAAAAGUAAGUCUAAACCUUGAUUAUAUACUGAAGGUCCUGAUGGGACAGUAUUUGUUUCUAUUUUCCAAACAUAUGCACUGGAUAAAUGGCAAAACACAACAAGAUAUUCUGUGCCACCUUUGACAUGUUGACAUUGUCAUGUUAUUUAAGAUGAGCUAUUAAAUAAUGUCUUCUAUA